Messenger RNA from Misgurnus anguillicaudatus (oriental weatherfish), 694 nucleotides. It is a transcript of the gene spcs1, whose product is annotated as signal peptidase complex subunit 1. NCBI's taxonomy places the organism in Eukaryota, Metazoa, Chordata, Actinopteri, Cypriniformes, Cobitidae. The record is from RefSeq and is a predicted model, not a curated record. Gene Ontology annotation, cellular component: signal peptidase complex; membrane. Gene Ontology annotation, biological process: protein targeting to ER.
CGUAGCUGUAUCCCCUCUUGCCAAAAAGGGGUCCUGCGGAUCUCUACGUACACAUUUCAAACAGGAAAUCAUCUUUCCACUGGAAAGCAACAUCCUGCAGAUUUAUUAUACUAUUUCAAGAUGCUUUCAAUGUUUAAGUCCAUUCCGACUCACAUGGACUAUAAAGGACAGAAACUUGCAGAGCAGAUUUUCCAAGGAGUAAUUCUGGUGUCAGCGGUGAUCGGUUUCAUCUAUGGCUACCUCUUUCAGCAGUUCGGGUGGACUGUUUACAUUAUGUUGGCUGGAUUUACACUAUCCUGUUUGCUCACAUUGCCUCCCUGGCCGAUGUACAGGAGAAAUCCUCUCAGCUGGCAGCCUGCUCUUCCCGAGACAACAGGAGAGAUUCGUGAGAAACCUCAAGAGAACCUUAAGAAGAAGAAACAUAAGUGAUUUACAGAUGUAGUUUAGUUCAGAUAUGGUAAAAAUAUUCAAAAACUUAUGGGUGAUUAUGGAAUUUCCUGUAUUAUUUUUUUGUCAGCUUUUUUUCAAAUGGUUAUGUUUUUAUUUGGCACUCAUUGUCAUGUAUUCCAAGAUGUUACAGGCUAUACCAAUAUCAUAUUUUCUGUAAAGUGUCUUGUAUUGCUUAAAAAAGUCAUGAUUUCCUGUUGUCUGAAUUAGUCAGUGUCAAUUGUUACUAAGUAACUCUAUAAGAGAC